Messenger RNA from Emiliania huxleyi CCMP1516, 768 nucleotides. RefSeq lists its product as hypothetical. The transcript is spliced from 3 exons. The coding region runs from base 1 to 768 and encodes 255 amino acids. The record is from RefSeq and is a predicted model, not a curated record. Gene Ontology annotation, molecular function: protein binding. NCBI's taxonomy places the organism in Eukaryota, Haptophyta, Isochrysidales, Noelaerhabdaceae.
AUGACGAACUGCAUGACUAGGAUUCGAUUCCUACUAAAGUUCAGGGGGACAAGGGACGCACGGCCCGACAACAUGACCAUGGACCAGCGGCUGCCCCACGACCUGCUGCUCUCGGUUGCGGCGAACCUGGGCCCCGCUGCUCUUCUUGUGCUCUCCCAAGUCAGCCGCGCCUGCAAUGACGCUGCCAAUGCACCGCAACUUUGGCGCAAGCUCCUCGAAUGCGAGCUCAAGGCGCAAGCGCAUCUUUUCUUCGGCGGCACAUUGCCGCCACCGUCUGCCUCCGUGGGAUGGAAGCGUCAUUUUUUCGUGCUGCGCCGAUCAUGGAAGCAGCUUGCGCAGGAAAAGACCGGCCGUCUGCUCGUUCAGAUCGGCACGCAACAGCUGAGCAACCGCACGCCUCGGACGCCGACCUCCCUAUGGGGCGUAUUCGACGUGAUGACCAGUGGUGUCUGUAAGCCGACGACAUAUGACAUCUACGACGUCACUCGGUUUGUCGACCAACACCUCUGCAGCAGCUACUUCUUGAGAAAGUGCGCGGGACCUGCGGACGCGACCGCGCUGUUUGAGAUGGCGGGCCAUUCUGACGCGGCGAUCGGGCGACUGGCGAUGCUGCGCAACCUGAAGUACGACGAUGAGCUGGAGGAGCUGCACCGCGCCCGUCAGUGGCGCCAAUUUGCGAAAGCAACGGGCGAGGCUGCAGGGAGCCGGCGAGCGUGCUCUCCCACUCGACGCGGCUAUUUGCGACGGCAGCGCCAGGGCUCGCGGUGA